AUGGUGGAACGUCAGAGCUGGAAACUCCAGUUUCAUUCAAGAAACCAAGAUCUGUUCUCUUGUGAUGAGGAAGAGGAGAUGGAGAAGGAGAUGGAAGCUGAAGCAGAAACUGAAGAUACUGAGGAUGAAGAAAUUGAAGAAAUGGAUGGUUCACUUGAGAAGGAUCAUCUGGGAAAUACCCAAAAAGGAUUGCUUCUGAAGCUCACUUUGUUUCUAGCAGGCCUGAAGAUCUUUUGUGAAAGUGUAUUCAGUACUGCUGGGAAAGGGGUGACCAUGCUUCUGUUAGGCUUAGCAGGUAUAAUUCUACCUUCCGCAACUUCUGCAGUUUAUUUCUUCAUCUUCCUGGGUGUGUGCUCCUGGUGGUCUUGCCAUCGACCAAUCAGCCCAGUUGCCUUCAGCAGUUUGUGUGUUUUGAUUGCAAUAUUCAGUGCAAGUCACUUGGCUGCUUUUUAUCUGUACCAGCUGCCAUACUUUCAGGAACUGGUUCCUCCUGAAGACAUUUACGCCAGGGUCUUGGGCUUAGUACCGCUUAUUAAGACGAACAUCACAGUGCCCUGGAAACUUGAAGUUCAUCCUCAACUAAACUGGCCAGUGGCUUUGAAUCCUCUUGUGCUUCUUCUUCUCUACUAUGCCCUGGUCAUGAUGCUACCACAGUGGGCACUGCCUGCUAAGGUGACUUACGUUCCAAGUGGAAAGUUGCAAGAUGUUCUCUUACAGUGUCAAAGUCAGAGUAGCUGUGCAAAUGCCUACAUCAAUGAAGGAUACACCAUUUCCUUAUCAGAAGAGACAAUAUGCCCCGAAAAUACAGCAGAAACUGAUGAUGAAUAUGACGCUGGAGGAAAUGGUUCUAGUACUUUUUUAGCACUGGCACAAUUCAUUAUGAAUCAGAGCUAUGUCACUGCAUUGAUUGCCAUGAUGGUUUGGAGCAUCACUCAUAUCAGCUGGCUGACUUUCAUUCUGCUGAUUUGGUCUUGUAUCAUUUGGAUGAUGCGCAACCGUCGUCUCUACGCCUUGCACAGCUCACCCUUCCUUGUUGCCUAUGGAAAUGUCCUGGUGAUCCUUAAUUUCUUUGUAGGACUGAAUGUUUCACAGGAGGAACUGUUUCCUCAAGUUCCAACAUCAUUGCUUGUUGACUUGGAUUUGAAGACUUCUUCACUACCCUGUGUCCACUUGGGAGCCAAGAUUUUAUAUCUGUUGACCUUCUGGCUCUUGUUGAGGCAGCGCAUGGUCCAAAAGCAAAGGCAGAGGAAUGAAGAGGAAGAAUCACUCAAAGGAGUGGCAGUAGAUGAGGCUGCUGAAAUGGGCAAUCAGCACAAUAUUCUUUUGGACAUCCUUGGUUCUGUGCUCAAGGGGAUACUCGUAAAGUACUGGAUUUACUUCUGUUCUAUCAUGUUCUUUAUUGUCAGCUUCAACGGCAAAGUGGCCCUGUACAAAAUUCUCUACAUUGUGCUUUUUGUGCUUUGUGUGGCUUUGUACCAGGUUCAUUAUGAGAUGUGGAGGCGUUUUCUGAAGAGGUUCUGGCUCACAGUUGUCUCUUAUUCAAUGGUGGUGCUCGUUGCUAUCUAUGCCUAUCAGUUUGAGAUGGUUUCAGGAUUUUUCCUAAACACCUUGGAAAUAUCAGAGGAAAGACUGAAAGAUCUGGGUCUUGAGCGAUUCAGCACAAUGGAGUUGUUUGCAAGAAUCCUGCUUCCUGGUACUUUCCUUCUGGCUUGCAUCCUUCAACUUCAUUACUUCCAUGACGAUUUUCUGAAGAUAACAGAUCUGACCAAUAUUUCCAUCAGGCCAGUUUCUUCAUCCAGCAGUGACAACGAAACUGAGACCCCUGUGCGCUUUCUGGCAAAUAUGCUUAAGGAGAAUAUCUUGAAGCUGCAAAAUAGACUGGCUGCUGAACAGCUACAAGAUGACAUUCAGGAUGGAUUGGAGAUGCCUGAGUACUCAGCAGUUGGUGAAACCUCAGGAAAAGUGGAGAAGAUGAGUAACUGGGCAGAAGCGGUUGAGAGUGUGGUGCCUCACCUCCUGAAGUUCUUGGUAAUGGUUCAUGCAAUCCAGGCAUUUGCAUGGCGAUUUCUGGAGCUGCACAUCCUUAAGAUUAUGUCCUCUUGGAUUAUCUGGAUCACUGUUCAGGAGGUGUCUUUGAUGAACUAUCCUUUCUUCAUCCUCUGGGCAUUUGCUCUUCCGUAUUCCAAGCUUCGCCCACACGCCUCCAGAAUCUGUACGUUUUGGUCCUGUGUGAUAGUCAUCUGUAAAAUGAUAUACCAGCUGAAAUUUGUCAAGCCAUUGGAAUAUUCUUCAAACUGUACACAGGGGCUGCUUCCAAAUACGACUGAUCACUACACCAACAUGGACGAGUUAUUGGAGAAGUCAUUGUUGUACAUUGCGCCUGUUGACCCAGCACACUGGUUUGGAGGGCUGUUAAAGUGUAAUGACAAUGUUCUUCCGUGCCUCAAGUAUCACCUCAUCAUCCUGAUUCUAAUGGCUCUAGAGGCCACAGUGCACCGCCACCAGCUUUUCUACCAGAUUCAGAACCAGCUGAUGCCGCCUCCCACUGGGAGCAUUUUUUAUGACAUUGCCCGGGAGAAUCUGGAUGAUGGGCUCCUCAGUUGCAUCAAAUACUUUAUCAAUUACAGCUUUUACAAAUUUGGGCUAGAGAUCUGCUUUGUGGCUUCCAUCAGUGUGAUUAGGCAGCGUAUGGACUUCUAUGCCCUAAUCCAUGCCAGCUGGCUGAUUUACCUGUUGGGCUGCCGUCGGAGGAAAGCCAUUGCUGAAGUCUGGCCCAAGUACUGCUGCUUCCUUGCCAGCAUUGCAGUCUUCCAGUAUCUGCUUUGCAUUGGUCUCCCCCCUGCUUUAUGCCAAGAUUAUCCAUGGAGAACCUCUCAUUGGCUGCUCCAUUCAAAUCUGAUUAAGUGGCUGUAUCUGCCUGAUUUUGCCAAGAGGCCUGAUGCCACUUUUCUCCUGUACGAUUUCCUGCUUCUGCUCUUUGCCUCUCUCCAGUGUCAGGUGUUUGAUGAUGAGAAUAAGCCUGCUGUGAGGAUGCAGGCUGGAGACAAUGUAGAAAUCAGCCGAGGCCUUGACCCAGCUGGUCUCAGCGAAUACAGUCUGGUACCAGACUUCAUCCACUGCAGGUCUUAUCUGGAUUUGAUUAAAGUGAUUAUCUUCAGAUACCACUUUUGGUUUGUCCUUUGCUUGAUUUUUAUGACUGGGACAACAAGGAUCAACAUCUUCUGCGUGGGUUACCUUGUGGCCUGUUUCUACUUCAUGCAUUUUGGACGAAGCCUUCAGAUGAAGCCAGUCAAAGACAUACUCAGAUUAUGGGACUAUCUGAUUGCAUACACAGCUUUGGUUAUCACAGUGAAGAACCUUCUUGCAAUUGGAGCAUGUGCUUAUCUUAGUAAAUUACAAAGAAGCCAUUGUUGGUUAAUUCAGACCUUUGGUAUGUUCUGCACGAUACCAGGAUAUGAUGUAGAUCCACCUGAGGAUGAGACAUGUGAACUGCCUGAGAACAAAGCAGGAAUAACCUGGGAUGCCGUAUGCUUCACUUUCCUGCUGAUCCAGCGGAGAAUUUUUACUAGCUACUACUACCUCUAUUUUGUAGCAGAUCUUAAGGCUGCUGAGAUCUUAGCCUUCAGAGGAGGUGAGCUGUUUGAAGUAAAGCGGAAAAAAAUGGUGGUGCUCAGGAUGGGAGAAGAGAGAAAAUCAAUGCAAACCAUGAAGAGACAGAUGGACUUGAUCAACCCAAAGCAGAAAGAGCUCACCAACUUGGAGAAGUGGGUGCCGGAAGUAGAAGCUGGGCAGAAGUCUGAAAAAGAAAAGGAUUCAGAGGAUGAUGCUAACAAGAAGGAAAAUGAAGACAAGAAGACAUGGUGGCAGCCAUGGGCGUCUCACACUUCAAUAAUUCGAGGUGGGAGCUAUUGCCUCUUUGAGACGGAUAGCGAGGAAGAAGAGGAACAGGGGCCCACUGAAAAGAGUGAAGAAGAAUUCCCUAAGAAGAAAACAGCAUUCCAGCUUGCUUAUGAAGCCUGGAUGACCAGUUCAAAGUCAGCUCUAAAGAUGAGAGAGCGUGAUGAAAUCAGGGACCAGAGGAAGGAAGAGGGAGAGGAGCAGCACCAACUGGCAGCCAAUGCAAAAAUGGAAUCCUGGGAAGAAAAUCUGGAAAUAUCAGUCACAGAAGAGGACUUGGAUGAGUCAGAAAAUGUCAUGCAAAGAGUCAUCAACGUUGUCAAGUUCACUUGGGUUUUUUUCCAAGCGCUGCUGGAUGACACCACAGAAGCACUGAAUUCCCUUUGUCAGGAUAAACUGGAUGUGGCAAAUGUGCUGAGGAUAGAAAAGUGCAUGCUGUUGAGAGAGAUUCAGAAGGUAAAAGAGGCCUCAGCAGACAUUGUCCUCCAGUAUUAUAACCUUGAGAAAAGCCAGAUCAAUUACGGAGAAAGCAAAAUGGAAAUGACAGAGGUGGAUGAGAGCAAAGACAAGUUACCCAAACGCCCACUUGAGGAGAACAUGGAACCAUCACUUGUGCGCCUCCUCAGACCCAGCGAAGCCUCCAAGGGUGCGACAGGAAAUGAAAAUGUGGAAGAAGGGAGCUCUAAUGGCCCUUGCCCCCAAGAGUUCACUCCAGACUCUUUCUGUACAGAAUCUGCCAGUCUGGGCAGCCCUUCAUUAGAAAUGGAAGAAUCUACACGGUCCCUGUUUGCUAGAAGUAAAGAAGCAGGCAGGCCACUGAGCAGAGCGCCUUCUGCAAUGACAGCCAGUGAACUGCUUCUGAGCAGGACAUUUCGUGACAAUGAGCUGGAGCAGUCAGAUAAAUUCUACCAGAGCUUUCCUCGCCCCCUGAAGCUGCUAGUUGCUCUGUACAGUGCCAUGGUGUCUAACUCAGAAAUGCUGUGUUAUUUUGCGAUCAUUCUAAACCACAUGGUCUCCGCUUCCAUCCUCACUUUGAUUCUCCCUAUCCUGAUAUUUCUGUGGGCCAUGUUGUCUAUUCCAAGGCCUUCAAAAUUCUUCUGGAAGACAGCUAUCAUAUACACGGAGAUAACAGUUGUGGUCAAAUACUUUUCUCAGUUUGGAUUCUUUCCUUGGACCACUAAAGCAUAUUGUGGUAUCAAUGCAGAAGAGCCAUUAGUUCUGCCAAACAUUGCUGGGAUCGAGAAGAAGGAUGGCGGUGUACACUAUGAUCUGGUGCAACUGCUGGCCUUGUUCUUCCACAGGCAUAUCUUGAAGUGCUAUGGUCUUUGGGAUUCCAAAGGUGCCAAUGUACCAGGCUCUGAGGAAAAGAACCAGGCAGGGAGGCAAAGGAAGAAAGGACGCAGAGGCCAUCUGAAGAAAUGUCAAUCUGAUUCGGGAGCACAAUACCCUUUUAGAUCUCCAAGUCCCCUGAGGACCACCUCCAGAAGUGUUAAUGAAGACAAAGCUCUGAAGGAAGCCAAGAAGAAAUGGAGCUUUUUCAGGAAAAAAUCCACUGGUAGGAAGAGACUUACUAAAGCAACUAUAAAGCAGCAGAUGAGGAAGGCAAAGAAGCUGCUGACUGAAAUUGCUCUUCGGAUAUACCGGCCCAUAAAGCAGUUCUUCUGUGACAUUAUCCAUCCAGAAUGCAGCCCAGUCUGCGAUGUUUAUGCUCUCAUGUUCCUAGUGGAUGUGAUUAAUUUCAUUAUUGUCAUCUUUGGCUACUGGGCAUUUGGUAAACACUCGGCUGCUGCUGACAUCACAGAAUCCCUUUCAGAAGACCAGGUUCCUGAAGCUUUCCUUGUGAUGCUCUUGGUGCAGUUUGGGACAAUGAUAGUUGAUCGGGCCAUUUACCUGAGGAAGAACAUGCUUGCGAAGUGUGUUUUUCAGGUGGUCCUUGUCUUCGGCAUCCAUUUUUGGAUGUUUUUCAUCUUGCCUGGAGUAACAGAGAGGAGGUUUAACAGGAAUUCUGUGGCUCAGCUGUGGUACUUGGUCAAGUGCGUCUAUUUUGGUUUGUCGGCUUACCAGAUCAAAUGCGGUUACCCCAAACGGGUCUUGGGAAACUUUCUGACCAAGAAUUAUGACUGCAUAAACCUCUUCUUAUUCCAAAGCUUCCGCCUGGUACCUUUUUUGACAGAGCUGAGGGCUGCCAUGGAUUGGGUUUGGACUGACACCACGCUCAGCCUGUCCAGCUGGAUCUGUGUGGAGGAUAUCUAUGCAAAUGUUUUUAUUAUGAAAUGUUGGAGAGAAUCUGAGAAAAAAUACCCGCAGCCUCCUGGGCAGAAGAAGAAAUUGCUUCUGAAAUACGGGAUGGGAGGCUUCAUUGUCCUUGUACUCAUCUGCAUUGUGUGGUUCCCACUGCUUCUUAUGUCACUCGUUAAAUCAGUGGCUGGAGUAAGCAACCAGCCUUUGGAUGUAUCUGUCAAAAUUACCAUCGGUGGUUAUGAGUCCUUGUUCACCAUGAGUGCUCAGCAGCAAAAUCUGGUCCCUUUCACUCAUGCAGAGUACAAUGAACUCACCAUUCAAUACGCCCUUCAUCCUUCUGCCAUGCAAUUUAUUGUCAACUAUAGCCCAGAGGACAUCAUUGUUGCUAAAAUAAAAGACAAUGCCAGUUUGCUCUGGAACAUCAGUCCUGCCAGUCGGAAAGCCAUGAUUGCUGAACUCUCCAACUCCUCUGCAAUCUACGUAAACUUCCACUGGACACUUCUCAGGAAUGCCUCUCUUGUGAAGAAUAUUGAAGCUUCUGGCAUACACACCAUGCGGUAUGAAGAGAAGGAAAUAAGGGAGCAAAUUGUCCAAAUGCUCCGUGGGACCAGGAAAGAAGCAGUUCUACUUCCUGGUGUACUACCAAGAUAUCUGGCAGCUGGUUGUGGAGCAGAAGCUAAAAUGGCACAUAGGUUGCAAGUUGCUCAUACCAAUAAACCGAAGGACAUAGACAAGAUGGCCUUCUUCAGAAAUAUAACUAUAAAAUUGCAGCAGCUGCCUGCCAAGGAGCCUUUAAGCCGCGGUCCUGAAUGGUGGAUUGUGAAAGAGCAGAGGCCUGGCUGUUUGGGAAAAGGAUGCAGCAAGAACAUGGAAAUCUUCAUCUAUAAUGACAAAGUCAGCCCUCCCAGUCUGGGAUUCCUGGCAGGUCAGGGCAUUGUAGGCCUGUACAUGUCUUUCGUUCUGGUCAUUGGAAAGUUCAUCCGAGAGUUUUUCAAUGGAAUCUCACGCUCCAUCAUGUUUGAAGAGCUGCCUAAUGUAGACCGCAUCCUGAAACUCUGCAUGAAUAUCUUCCUGGCAAGGGAGGCAGGGGAGCUCAAGUUGGAAGAGCGGCUGUUUGCUAAACUCAUCUUCCUGUACAGAUCUCCUGAAACUAUGAUUAAAUGGACCAGGGUACUCAAGGAAGACUAAAACCAAGGGGUGGUGGCGGUGACGGCAGUGACAGAGGAGGCGUCACUGUGAUGGAAAUAAGGAAGACCACUGUACUGCAAGGAGUUAGUGAGGCACAGCAAUGGCCCCUCUCAUGCCCAGAUUUUCUUUUGGGGUCUGAACCCUUUAAUCAGCCAGCUGCGUUCCUAUCUUGUGUUCGGACACCUGCUGAUAAAGUUGGCUAACUGCUCAUCUAACGCUUAAUCCUGGACAACUCUGCGCAGGGUUUCAAAGUUAGCCACCUGUGGAAGGGGCUUUGCUGUUUAGCAGUCUCUAAGACAGUUUGCAAGAUAUAAAAGAGGCUUGGAAACUCUUCUCUGAGCGUCAGAGUGGAAUGAGACCAUGGAGGGUGCUAUGUGCUGGUCAUUACAGGAGUCCGUCUGUCACUGUCAGGGGUUACCAGUAACUGAAGACACAUGAAUUUCAAAGGGCGACAUUAGGGAAAAACCUUAGAUGGACAUGGAGAAGAGAUUGUCAAUUAAGAGGUGUAGAGGGGACAACCUCACUCAGUGUAACAUUAUGGAAAAUUCAUCUGGUUCAUGAUCUACUCAAUCUGAUGCAAGGCAGAAGUACAGACCACAUGUGUCAUUUAUGUUCCACAUAGCAUUGGACUCUAAAACCACAAGCUUUUUGAGCCAAAAAGUCAUGGAGAGAGCCUCAUGGUAGAGUACCUCACUGAUGUGACUUGGAGGCCCAAAUUCCUUACCCAGCAGAUGCCAUAUCCAUAACUUUUUUUCAUUUAAAAAUGUCCACUGGAUGCCAAACCAUCAAUUCUGCCCAACCACUAAACUUGGGGAAAUGAUUGGAAAUUGCUCCUUUAGUUCUGGUGAGCUCUCUGUUAACAUUUUAUUUUUCAUGCUACAAAUAAUUAUAAUUGCUGCAGCUUGGUUGUUCCUCCUCCUUUGUCUCCUCAUAAGGCCAGGUGGCCGGAGCACCCUGUGGGUGGCUCAGUGCUUAGGCCAUAGCCACAAAGAACAUAUAAACUUUCUAUGCUGCAUCAGACCAAGAGUUUAAUCUAGUCCAGUCCCCAAGAAGUCUAAGUGUAGCUCACAAGAGAAGAGGGCAAUGCCCCAUUGCUUGCCUCCAAGACCUGCUAAUGAGAGACCUACUGCCUCCAAUUCCAUUUAGCUGCCAUGAUGGCUCACGGGAAGCUGUCAACCUUUUUCUCUACAUACAUCUAGCAGUGUCUGUGUGUGAUUUGCCUGGACCAGAUGUCUGAUUCAAUAAGCUCACACCUGUCUUGAGAUGAGAGUAGGAAGGAUUUUAUUCUAGUGUGGUUAUCUCCCAUAAAAAUGAAUGCAGUUCAUCAGCAGAAGACCGUUAAGGAACAUAAUGGAGAAAUGCACCACCCCACUCUUUGGGUCACAUCCAUAAUGGUCAGCCAAAAAUUUAACAUGCAAGAGUGGCAGCUUAGGAAGCUUUUUUUAAAAAUGACUUUUUGGAAAAUAAGGCCUCCCUUAGCACCAUGCUGAGAUGCCACUAACUGAAUAAUGCGGAGCCUUAAGCAGCUUCAUCCCAGAGUUGCUACCUUGCAAAUUAAAAAGCAGAUGCAUGCCUUUAAAUCUCUCAGUACUGUGCAAGACAGGACCAUUGCAGUGCCUUCCUUCUCUCCCCUCUGCAGCCCUGUGCACAUCCCUUGCCAAGCAGAAUUUCAGAUGUGCCGCACAGCAGCCGAGAAACAGACUAGAGAAAGAGAGGGCAAGAGCUGCCUCAUCUCCCACCGCGUUGGGUUUAAAGGCUUGUACCUGACUGUCCAAGGUGUGAGAUGGUAAUCCUAUUUCUUCCGCCUCUACUGUUGAAUUUUGAAAGGCAGAGGAGCUGGGAGAACAAAGCCCUGGAGAACUUACUCCAAAGACUUCAUGGGCAUCAAGAAGUUAAAUUGUUGCAUUAAUAGGCUCAGGUAUUUAUGAAAGGGACAUAGUGGAAGAGAGAUACCUGCCCCCCCUUCUCAAUUAAGGCUGGAAGCAGCGAAGUCAUCAUCAGUUUGGUACAAAACCCUAAGCAGAACACAGCCUUUUGCUAGAAUGAGAUGGAGAAUCAAAUGUGAGCAAUGACAAAUUGAUUUUUGUUUUGCUUUUGGUCAUUUCUGACAACAUGGGUACUUUUGUGGCUUUGGAGACCCUUCAGUGCAAAGUGAGGUAAUUCCGUGCGCCCUCUCUGACAAAGUGGUUUUGGUAAGACACUAAACCAAGCGACGCCUCUUGGAAUCUCUCUCCAUGUCAUCUGAUGGGGAGUCUCCACUGCAAUCCAACGGAGACACUACGUUCAGCAGAGGGUCUUCAGAGGCCUGGCCAAACAGGGAUAGCAGUAAAGCUACGCCGUAGCCAGUGGCUCGUUCGCCCUGUGAACAAACGCAGAGGAUGGUCAGAUGGUUGACCGUGGUAAAUUCCAACAGUGCAUGCAGGAGAGACACUGAAGAAAAAGACUUGGAACAUUGGCUAUGAGUGUUUGUGUGUAACGUGGUUUAAAUAAAGAAAUCUGAAUGGAAUGAGGCACACAAAUCACAUCAAUAAGCAACCUAAGACCAUAAUCUUAUUUCCAUUUACCUGGGAAUAAGACCCACUGAACUAAGUAUUUCUAAGUAGGCAUGUAUAGGGAUGCACUGGAGAACGGGUUGAUUUUUUAUGCAUGCACUGCUAAUGGUUUUACUAGCAUAUCCUGCUAUAUACACAAAAAUAAGAAAUUACAACUUUAAAAAAAUCAAUCACUUUGGGUGGUAUCCAGUUUGGCUGCAUAAUGGAACUUCCUUUCUCUCUCCUCCCCCUGCCCCCUCAAAUCUGUCUUAGUAAGACUUUCGAGCUUGGACUCAGUCUUUGGCAACAAUGUAGCCUAAUAGAUGCUGUAUUGAAAGUUUUAUACGUUGAAGUUCAAGGUUUCUAUACUUUAUAUAUUAAUUGUAUACCACAAUAUAUAUGUAUUUCUGAUUUAUGAUUCUGAUAC
Messenger RNA from Rhineura floridana, 10284 nucleotides. RefSeq names its product piezo-type mechanosensitive ion channel component 2-like. Bases 1 to 7326 code for a protein of 2441 amino acids. Lineage: Eukaryota; Metazoa; Chordata; Lepidosauria; Squamata; Rhineuridae. The record is from RefSeq and is a predicted model, not a curated record. The transcript is spliced from 48 exons.